Molecule: messenger RNA, 314 nt
Organism: Centruroides sculpturatus (bark scorpion)
Lineage: Eukaryota; Metazoa; Arthropoda; Arachnida; Scorpiones; Buthidae
Product: sister chromatid cohesion protein PDS5 homolog A-B-like
Exons: 2
Source: RefSeq, a predicted model, not a curated record
AUAUUAUAUUUUUAGUUAAAUUUCAUUAAAAUUUUUAAAUAUAUGUGUUAAUUUAGAUUGAAGGAAUGAAACUGAUAGUACGCUGGUUAUUGGGAUUAAAAACUGCCACUCAUUCUGCAAUGUCUACGUUACGUCUUUUAAGUACUGUUAUUAAUCAUAAUGGAGAUCUUAUGGAAAAGGAACAUGUUUCUCCAAUGGAAAAAUCAUGGUUACGACUAACAGCAGCUGCUUGCAUGUUAAAAUUAUGUCAAGAACCAAGUUAUGCUGAAACAAUAACUUUAGAACAAUUUUUGGUUUUAGCAGCAGUUUUAAAU